ACGAAAUACUGGAGAUGCAUAAAGCGCUGAAGUCAAGGGGAUAUAUCGCAUGAUUUCACAUUCUCGCUCUAAAAUUAGAGCGAGAGAGCCUAUUUCGCUUUGCGUGUUCGAAACCCUCUUUUUUCCUACUCCCAGUAAAACUCUCUCGCUCUCUCUCUUCCCCACAUCUCUCGAUCUGUCGACCAGAUGAAACUCUGAGAAACAGAGCUUCGUCGCAGCCCCCCCCCAAAAAAAAGAAAAAAGAAAAAAGAAAAAAACAUGGCUCAGAAGCUCCAACAACAGCAGCUGAAGGAGCUCGGGUCGAAGCUCCUAAAUCCUCCCACCACCAAAGACGCUCUCAUCAAGCUCUUGAAGCAAUCUGCAACUUGCCUUUCUGAGUUGGAUCAGUCACCUAGAAAGUCCGUAUUGGAGUCUAUGCAGCCCUUUUUGGAUGCAAUUGUCAAACCAGAGCUGCUAAAGCAUCAAGAUAGGGAAGUUAACCUUCUUGUUGCUACUUGUGUUUGUGAGAUAACGAGGAUUACUGCACCUGAAGCUCCUUAUAGGGAUGAUGUUUUGAAGGACAUCUUUCAUUUGAUUGUCAGCACCUUUAGUGGGUUGAGUGAUACCAGUGGUCCAUCUUUUGGAAGGAGAGUUAUCAUAUUAGAGACUGUUGCAAAAUAUAGAUCGUGUGUUGUGAUGUUGGAUCUUGAAUGUGACGAUCUAGUCAAUCAAAUGUUCACUACGUUUCUUUCAGUUGCCAGUGAUGAUCAUCCAGACACUGUUCGAACAUCAAUGCAAAAAAUCAUGGUCGUUCUCUUAGAAGAAAGUGAGGAUGUCCGUGAGGAUCUUUUACUUGUUUUACUCUCUGUUUUAGGCCGGAAUAAAACUGAUGUUACGUUGGCUGCACGGAGGCUUGCUAUGGAUGUUAUAGAGCACUGUGCUGGAAAACUUGAGCCGGGCAUAAAGCAGUUUCUUAUAUCGUCAUUGUCAGGGGAUAGCGGGUCUUUGGAUUGUCAAAUGGAUUACCAUGAAAUAAUCUAUGACAUCUAUCGUUGUGCCCCUCAGAUAUUAUCUGGAGUUGUCCCUUACCUAACAGGAGAGCUACUGACAGAUCAGUUAGACAUUCGUUUGAAAGCUGUAAGGUUGGUUGGCGACCUUUUUGCUCUGCCAGGAUCUGCUAUCUCUGAAACAUUUGAGCCCAUUUUUGUGGAAUUUUUGAAGAGGUUGACUGAUAGAGUAGUUGAGGUUCGAAUGUCUGUCCUUGAACGUGCCAAGAUUUGUUUUCUGUCAAAUCCUUCCCGUUCUGAAGCUUCUCAGAUCAUCUCUGCCCUCUGUGACCGGCUGUUGGACUAUGAUGAAAAUGUUCGCAAACAAGUGGUUGCUGUGGUUUGUGAUGUGGCAUGUCAUACCCUAACUUCCAUUCCAGUUGAAACUGUAAAGCUUGUUGCAGAGCGCCUCCGGGACAAAUCUCUACUUGUUAAGAAAUAUACCAUGGAGAGGCUGGCUGAGAUAUACAGGACUUUUUGCUUGAGUCACUCCGGUGACUCAACUAAAAAUGAUGAUUUUGAUUGGAUCCCGGGAAAGAUAUUGAGAUGCUUUUAUGAUAAAGAUUUCAGAUCAGAUUUAAUUGAACCCAUCCUCAGUGGGUCCCUGUUCCCAGAUGGAUUCUCAGUCAAGGAAAAGGUUGGGGAUUGGAUAAGAGUUUUCUCAGGAUUUGACAAAGUUGAGGUUAAGGCUCUUGAGAAGAUACUAGAGCAGAAGCAAAGGUUUCAACAAGAGAUGCAGAAGUAUCUUUCUCUUAGGCAGCUACAUCAGGAAAAUGAUGCUUCUGAGUCCCAAAAAAAGAUGCUGUUUUGCUUCCGGAUCAUGUCUCGCUGUUUUACUGAUCCCGCGAAGGCUGAGGAAAAUUUUCAAAUUCUUGACCAGCUAAAAGAUGCUAAUAUCUGGAAGAUCUUGGCACUCCUACUUGAUCCAAACACUAGCUCUUCUCAAACUUGUAGUUGCAGGGAUGAUUUGCUUAAGAUCAUUGGCCAGAAACAUCGACUUUUUGAUUUUCUUAACACUCUCUCUUUGAAAUGCUCAUAUUUACUUUUCAACAAGGAGCAUGUGAAGGAGAUCCUUCUGGAGGCUAAUUUACAGAAAUCUGCUGGACAUACCGAAUAUACCCUGGCUUGCAUGAACAUUCUUGUGAUUCUUGCACGUUUUAGCCCUUUGCUGCUUAGUGGAAUUGAAGAAGAUUUGGUACAUCUUCUUAAAGACGAAAACGAAAUAAUUAGAGAAGGUGUUCUGCAUGUUCUAGCAAAUGCUGGUGGAACCAUUCGAGAACAACUUGGAGUUUCAUCCAGUUCAUUAGACCUUAUACUGGAACGAAUAUGUUUAGAGGGUAGUCGAAGGGAGGCCAAGUAUGCUGUACAUGCCCUAGCAGCUAUAACAAAGGAUGAUGGCCUAAUGUCACUCUCUGUCUUGUAUAAGAGACUUGUGGACAUGCUGGAGGAAAAGACACAUUUGCCUGCUGUUCUUCAAUCUUUGGGUUGCAUAGCACAGACUGCAAUGUCAGUUUUCGAAACAAGAGAGAGCGAAAUUGAAGGAUUCAUAAAAAGAAAGGUUCUAGAGUGCACUAAUAAAGUGGAAGAUCAAGAAAGCCAAAGUUGGGAUGACAGAAGCGAACUUUGUUCUUUGAAGAUCUUUGGCAUUAAAACCUUGGUCAAGAGUUACUUGCCUGUUAAAGAUGCUCACCUCCGACUUGGGAUUGAUGACCUAUUGGACAUCCUUAAAAACAUACUUUCGUUUGGAGAAAUCUCAAAAGAUGUAGAAUCAAGUUAUGUUGAUAAGGCUCAUUUAAGGCUUGCAGCAGCAAAGGCAGUUCUUCGUUUAUCUAAGCAUUGGGAUCAUAAGAUACCUGUUGAUCUCUUUUACCUCACCUUGAGAACAUUGGAGAUAAGUUUCCCUCAAUGCAAGGAGCAGUUUUUGAACAAAGUUCAUCAAUAUGUAAAGGAACGGGUUUUGGAUCCGAAAUAUGCUUGCGCCUUCUUAUUAGACAUAAGCGGAUUGCAGCAACCAGAGUUUGAAGAGGGUAAGCUUAACUUGAGUGAUAUUAUUCAGACAUGCCAGCAAGGAAAGGCACGCCAGCUUUCUUUGCAAUGUGAUGCAAAUUCCCUGGUGGUUUAUCCGGAGUACAUUCUCCCAUAUCUGGUCCAUGCUUUCGCUCAUCAUUCUUCAUGUCCAAAUGUUGAUGAAUGCAGAGAUGUUAAGGCAUUUGAACCUGUAUACCGGCAAUUGCACUUAUUUCUCUCUAUGCUAAUGCAUGGUGGGGAAGAUGGCAAGUCAGAAGUCAGCAUUGAGAAGGAUAAAGAGAGUGUAUCUUUAAUACUCUCUAUCUUUCAGGGUAUUAAGUGUUCAGAAGAUGCUUUUGACCCAGCGAAGUCCAAGAACUCGCAUGGCAUCUGUGACCUUGGCCUGUCUAUCACCAAACGUUUAGUUCAGAAAGAUGCUAUUCACGAAUCAAUCGUACCCGUGGCCCUUCCUCCGGUGCUAUACAAACCAUGUGAGAAGAAAGAAGGGGGUGGUCCUCUGGUCCAUGAAGGGCAGACGUGGUUGGCUGAGGAGAGCGUCUUGACUCACUUUGAAUCACUCAAGUUUGAAGUCAAUGCAGUGGUAUCUUCUACGCUCAAAAUUCCUCCAGACGACGUUGAUGACGAGGUUCUGAAAGACAUUGAGGCAGAUGGUAAUGACGUACCUUUGGGGAAAAUGUUAAAACUCCUUAAAGCAAAGAAUACCAAGGCAAGAAAAGUGGUGAAGAAUGAAUCUGUGCCAGCUGGAACAAAAAAUGAAGACAAUGUAGAUAUCCUGAAAAUGGUGCGGGAAAUCAAUCUGGAUAAUCUGGGGAUCUCUAGUAAGGCUGAGGUAAGCAAUGGCCAUGAAGACGUUGGAAAGAAAAUCAAAACUGAUCAGAAGCACCGGAAAAAGAGAAAAAGAGUGGGAAGUGAAAAAACAAAUGUUUCAGUAUCCAAACAGCGGAGAUUAUCUGCUCAUGGUGCUUACAAAGUCUCUAUCUCAAGGAAUACUUCAAAGGGUUCUCUAUCCCAGGAAGAAGGGUCCUCUGAAAGCGACGAGGAACUUCGGACUGUUUCAGAAGGUAAAAUGUCUUCGCAAGAAAACAUGGUUGAACCAGCUGAAUCAGAUUUGUUGGUAACAUGCCUCCAGAAUAACUCAAAUUCCUUGUCAAAACGUAAAAGCAAGAUUUCCGAUAAGGAUCGUUCCAAUGAGGCAAAUAAAGUUGGAGGCCUCGACGACUAUGAUGUGAAGAAGUUUGUGGAGACUGAUAGUAUGAAAGCAGUUAGUAAUUCCAAAUCCUUGGCAGCAUCUGCAAAGAAGCGAAAAAGAAAAAGCAUUGCGGGUUUGGCAAAGUGCACAUCAAAGAAAGGAGGAAGCGAGAUGAUGGACCUGAUUAAUUGCCGAAUAAAAAUUUGGUGGCCAAUGGAUAAGCUGUUUUAUGAGGGAUUGGUGAAGUCAUAUGAUCCUGAGAAAAAGAAACAUGUGGUACUCUAUGAGGAUGGAGACGUGGAAGUGCUCCGGUUAGAUAAAGAGCGCUGGGAGCUUAUUGACAAUGGCCGCAAGCCGACAAAGCGAUCAAAACCAUCAAAAGGUUCACCUCAUAAAGGAUUACCAUCUGAGCAGAAAAAGGUUUUUCCGAGCAGUUCAAAACAAAGCAAGAAGUCAAUCAACGUAUCUUCGCCAUCUAAAGCAAGAGGGAAAAGAACUCCUAGGAAGAAUAUGAAGCAUGGACUAAAAGGUGCACGAAAGAAUAAUACUUCUUCCAGAUUGUUCAAUGCUGAUGACAGGAGCCCUGGGAUAUCUGACCCCGAACCUGCUGAAUUUUCCAAAGUUGAUGAUAUCAACUCCGGGGAUUCAGAAGGUGAACAGUUUAAAACAACAGAGAAGAGUGUAACAGGCAUGGAGGAAUCUGACAGGGAUCAGAAGUCGGAUUCUGAGGAGAAAUUAGAAAGGGAUACUGAGAAUGUCCCAAGUGAUAUGGAAGAAUCUGAAGAAGAGAAGCCUGAUUUGGUAGGUACCCACAUUGGUAAUGAGGAAGCCAAUCUUCAUUUAGAAGAGGAACAAUCAGAUGAGUCAAGGGAAGAAGAAGCAGAUAAAGCAGACCGGACAGAGCAGUCAGACUCUCAAGGGGCUGAAGCUGAUGACUCUGAUAGUAAUGUAGAAGCAGAGAUUUCGGAGGAUGAGCCUCUUAGCACAUGGAAGAGUCGUGUGGGCAAAGCAGUCAGACGAAAAUAGGCACCUUACAACUCAUGCAAGAAUUCAGAAAGCUGCAGCACAAUUGUUCAUUUGGUUGACUUGAAUGUGAAGUUGUAGUCCAGUUCAGCUGACAGUGUAGAAGAUGAGCAACAUUUGACUGGUAUUACACUAAAAAGGUACAGUUGAAUGAAGGUAGGGCAUAGUAUGUAGGUUAACAUAGAUAGACAAUAGCAAUGGUGGAGUUCUGUAUGUAAUCCUGUUUUCCGAUGGAUACUCUAUCGACGUCUAUUGCGAGUGCACCAAUGUUGCUGCCGUGGUUGAUUGGAUUUGUUGGAUCUCUUGUACAGCUAUUAUUAGCAUUACAGUGUAGGCCAAUCCUAGGAGGUUUAGGUUAGCAGCUGCUUCAUGUGUAAAUCGCUUAUCAAAAACUGGCUUUUGCUUUGCUGGGGGCUCCGCCCUUUGUUUCUAGGUUUUUGUAUGAUUGUUGAUUUUUCCCAAUAGUGGCUAUAAAGGAAAUGCUUGUACUGUGGAUCA
This is a messenger RNA of Rhododendron vialii, 5763 nucleotides long. RefSeq names its product sister chromatid cohesion protein PDS5 homolog A. Lineage: Eukaryota; Viridiplantae; Streptophyta; Magnoliopsida; Ericales; Ericaceae. Gene Ontology annotation, cellular component: chromatin; nucleus. The record is from RefSeq and is a predicted model, not a curated record. The transcript has 33 exons. Gene Ontology annotation, biological process: DNA repair; mitotic sister chromatid cohesion. Bases 259 to 5268 code for a protein of 1669 amino acids.